AUGUCCGAACCACCGCGGACGCCUCCUCGCCGUGCAGCGCCUGCGCUUGGUAGCGCUACAAGAAGUCCCGGGACACCACGUCGUCACAAGGUUCCUUCGAGCAAGAGCACCCAAGGCACUCGCAGGCGAACCGCGAAGUACGCGACUGCGAAGGUCAAGUCCGAUUUGAAGGAGGCAUUUAGCCUACCCUUUGAGCCAGAUGACUGGCAAGCCGAGCUGAUCUCAAGGGUCUUGCGUGGAUAUGACAGCAUCUUUUGUGCAGGUACAGGCUAUGGCAAGAGCCUCGUCUUCCAGGCUCUUGCGAAGCUGGGCGGGAAAAACAAAGCCGUUUUAGUGAUCUGUCCACUGAAAGCUCUCGAAGCUGACCAGGUUCGGGAAGCCGAGGCGAAGGGUUUGCGGGCGGUGAUGAUCAACGAGGACAACUCGAAGACUCGCGAAGCCUGGGCGGAAGCACGUACGAAGGCGCAAAUGAUCUACAUCUCGCCUGAGAUGGCCCUAUCCGACUCGUUCACCAAGCUGUGGAAAGAUGGCAAGUUCCGGGACCGCGUCCAAGCUGUCGUCAUUGACGAAGCACACUGCGUUGACGAGUGGGGCAAGGACGACUUCCGGAAGCAGUACCGGCAGCUCAAAUACCUUCGACACUAUACCGGGCACUCGAUUCCCUUCGUUGCGUGCACGGCCACAUGCUCAUCUGCCACGUUUGACACACUGUGGGAGACCCUAGGCUAUGGCUACCGCCCGUUCUGGGGAAUCGAUGUAGGGAGCGACCGCCCAAACUUGUUCUUCGACACUCGUCCCAUCACCAACAAGGCGAACCCUGUCAUCGACGUCUUGGGGAUCCUACCGCCUUCCUUUAGCUCAGAUACACCUCUCGACGCCGUCCCCAAGUGCAUCCUCUACUUCGAAUCCGAGAACGCCUGUUUACAGGCCAAGAUCACCCUUCGCAAGUGCCUGCCAGCGCACCUCCGCGACACCGUGUACGCCUUUUCGUCGAGUAUCUCCGAAAAGGCAAAGCGUCAGGUUUGGGAUCGUUUCCGAGAGGGUAGCUUGCGAAUCCUAUGCGCGACAGAUGCAGCGGGAAUGGGAUGCAAUGUCCCGGACAUCCAGUAUGUUAUCAUCAUUGGAUGUCCGCGAUCGCUCUCUGUUGUCGCGCAGCGCUGGGGACGAGCAGGUCGAGACCGCUCGACGCCCGCAACAUGUCUUCUACUUGUGCCAAAAUGGGCUUUUCGGCCCGAUCCUGCGCAGAGUGCCGUGGUUAACCCGGCCAUCCGACGUGUACGGAAGACGAAUGCGGCCACGACUACUGUGAAGCAAGAGACGAAGAAGGAUGCUGAGCAGCGAGCUCGUCUGCCGGCGCCUCUGGAACAGUUCAUCAACGUGAACACUUUGGAAGGCCAGAGUCGAUGCUCGCAUGCGUAUGUUGGUCAGGCCUUCCGUCCGAACACUCGAUUGGACAAUUACCGGCUGCUGGAUAACUCGGACGAACCUACCCGUGGUUCGCGAGCCAGUGCUUUUGAGCUGUCAUGGACCACUCUGGACCUUGGUCGGCACCCGCCUCGUACGCGGUGCUGCAAUUACUGCACACCGCGGAAUCCCCAUAUCAUUCCCUCCUGCUCGAAUGAUGACCGCCGUUUGCGAGCCUAUGCUGCCGACUUCGCGGCGCCCCUUGUCGAGCUGUCGAGUCGCCCGGCUUCCCGGACAGCAAGCUCGAUUGCAUCUUCCGCCUCGGUAGCUCGCAGCGACGACUUCAUCCCAGUGAAGGGGAAGUCGCAGGUGGCGCAGUAUGAAAGGGAGCAGCUCCGCAAGAUGCUCGUUGCCUGGCGAGAUCAGUUUGUCGACCCCGAACGUGGCUACCGCUUCAUGUCGAGGGAGGUUGACCUUCCCACAGCUCUGAUUGGCCAGCUUGUCGAGCAAGCUGGGCAGUUCCUCCGCCUCCAUGACAUCGAACACAAGGAUGUCUUGAAGGUGAUCACUUGGGACUCGGCCUCGGAGGCGGAGCUCAAUGGGCUGAUCUCGGUGCUCGCGGACUGGCGUCUCCGUGUACGUCUUUCUACGACACCAACAUCACAACGCCGAGCCAGCAAAAAGGCCCGCGUCGUAGACCUUGCACCACCCAUCAAGGCGCCGGAUUUCAUUACAAGUGCCAGAUUAACAAGUGCAGCUGGCCCACCCAUUCAAGAUAGCUUCGUCUCGACACCGUAUGAGCUGUUCCGCAUUUGUCAGGAUUGUAUGAUGCUCAUGAUUGGGUUGGCAGGGCAGUAUCAAUUCCAAGCCGAGCUGCAUUUCCGCAGACUCCACAUCUGA
Fomitopsis serialis is the source of this 2304-nucleotide messenger RNA. RefSeq names its product P-loop containing nucleoside triphosphate hydrolase protein. NCBI's taxonomy places the organism in Eukaryota, Fungi, Basidiomycota, Agaricomycetes, Polyporales, Fomitopsidaceae. The transcript has 3 exons. Gene Ontology annotation, cellular component: cytoplasm; chromosome. Gene Ontology annotation, biological process: double-strand break repair via homologous recombination. The record is from RefSeq and is a predicted model, not a curated record. Bases 1 to 2304 code for a protein of 767 amino acids. Gene Ontology annotation, molecular function: nucleic acid binding; 3'-5' DNA helicase activity; four-way junction helicase activity.